Molecule: messenger RNA, 584 nt
Organism: Prorocentrum cordatum
Lineage: Eukaryota; Dinophyceae; Prorocentrales; Prorocentraceae
Source: the annotation of a GenBank genome assembly
GUUUGUGCGUGUGCUUUUCAUUUUGCCCCGUGCACGUAUCCACAAAUAUGGAUUAAUCGUCUUGACAGUUUCCCUGCUCGACUUUUGCACCGCUUGCGGUAACCCACUGACGCGUCGGAGGGAAAGUGUCUGUGUGUAAGUGUGUGUGUGUGUGUGUUUUUUUGGGGGUCUCUUUCUCUCUCUCUCUCUCUAUCUGCUAGGCUGGUGUGCAUUCCCCUCUCUUGUGUCUCUGCCUGGCUUGGAACCCCAGGAGGAGAUGCGGGCGGCGAACCAGGAGCUCCUAAAACAGCGAGACGAGGAGUAUCAGGCGAGGGUCUACCAGGAGAAACAGCAGGAGAAGUCGCGCUCCAUCGCGCUCCUGAAGAAGAAGGAGCACGAACUGCAGCUCAAGGACCAGCAGCUGAGGGCGGUCCGCCAACGCGUGCAGGAGCUUGAGAGGGCUGCCGGGGUGCAACCCGCGAGCACGGGCGGGAAGCCGAGCCUGGAGCCACCCGCCUCAGGCCAGCGGCGGCACGACCCAGCCGCCGACGGCUGCCUGCCACCCCUCUCCGCCCGCUGAGCGCCGCCAGCCCGAGCGACGGCCC